AUGGCAACGAGAAUCGCAUACGCCACAAUCCUUCUGGUUAAUUCCAUAAUAUCUUGGAUUAUGCUCACGCCAUGGGCUUUGAAGAAGUUGCAACAUUUGACACUGGAUUAUAUGGAGAUCCGAUGCGACGGCAAGGAGUGUCACGGCUGGGUCGCGGUCCAUCGCAUCAACUUCGCCCUUGGUCUCUUCCACUUGAUUUUUGCCCUUUUGCUACUCGGCGUCAAAAGCUCAAAAGAUACCCGUGCUGCUCUUCAGAAUGGAUAUUGGGGUCCCAAAGUCAUCCUUUGGAUUGGCUUUGUCGUCAUGUCAUUCUUCAUCCCCGAGCCCUUCUUCUUUGUCUACGGCAACUAUAUCGCCUUCUUCUGCGCCAUGCUCUUCCUACUUUUGGGUCUGAUCCUUCUAGUGGAUCUUGCGCACUCGUGGGCCGAACUCUGCCUGGAGAAGAUUGAGGACAGCGACUCCCGUGUGUGGCGGGGCCUGCUUAUUGGCUCAACCCUUGGCAUGUACUUGGCAUCCAUCGUCAUGACCAUUCUGAUGUACAUCUUUUUCGCGAACAGCGGUUGCUCUAUGAACCAGGCUGCGAUUACAAUUAACUUGGUCGUGUUUUUGAUCAUUUCCUUUGUGUCUGUUCAACCUGCAGUGCAAGAAUCGAACUCUCGUGCGGGUCUGGCUCAGGCUGCAAUGGUCACCGUCUACUGCACUUACCUCACCAUGUCCGCUGUUUCUAUGGAGCCGGAUGACAACAACUGCAACCCCUUGAUCCGAUCUCGCGGAGCCCGGACUGCCACUGUUGUACUUGGCGCAAUCGUCACUAUGCUGACCAUCGCAUACACCACUACGCGCGCUGCCACCCAAGGAAUCGCUUUGGGAUCAAAGGGCAGUAAUAACUACAUCCAACUGGGCAUGGAUGACAACGAGCAUGGACUGGUAACUCAGCAACCAACUACCCGUCGGGAGAUGCGUGCUGAAGCACUGCGAGCCGCGGUCGAGAGCGGCAGUCUUCCUGCUAGUGCUUUGGAUGACAGCGAUGACGAGGAUGAGUAUGAGACUGCUAAGGACGAUGAGCGCGGCUCCACUCAGUAUAACUACUCCCUCUUCCACAUCAUUUUCUUCCUCGCCACAACAUGGGUGGCCACUUUGCUGGUUCAGGGUCUAACACUGGAGACCACGGAUGACUUUGCACCGGUGGGCCGCACUUACUGGGCUAGCUGGGUGAAGAUCGUCAGCUCCUGGGUCUGCUACGCCAUCUAUCUGUGGACGCUAGUCGCCCCUGUCAUUUUCCCAGACCGCUUUGGUGUUUAUUAG
Messenger RNA from Penicillium bovifimosum, 1305 nucleotides. RefSeq names its product serine incorporator domain-containing protein. The coding region runs from base 1 to 1305 and encodes 434 amino acids. The record is from RefSeq and is a predicted model, not a curated record. Lineage: Eukaryota; Fungi; Ascomycota; Eurotiomycetes; Eurotiales; Aspergillaceae. Gene Ontology annotation, cellular component: membrane. The transcript has 2 exons.